AUGCAGAGCAACUACUCCCUGGUUGUCACCACCAGGGAAAGUCUCCAAGUCCUGUCUACAGCCCUGACAAACUCCUCAGCUGUGUCACACUCAUCCCCUCCCUGCCCCCUCACCUCUUCAGAUUAUCAGUUUUCACUAAUUCCAGCCCUCUUCUCUGCAGUUUUUGUGCUUGGCUUGGUUGGCAACAGUGUGGUGGUUGUGGUGCUCUGUCGUCACACUGGCCCCAAGACAGUUGCUAAUAUCUACAUUUUCAACCUGGCCAUGGCAGACCUGCUGUGCCUGGCCACCCUCCCCUUCUGGGCCACCUACUAUGCUCAGGGAUACAACUGGCUCUUUGGGUCUCUCAUGUGCAAGAUCUCCAGUUCUGUCCUGUGUCUGAAUAUGUUUGCAAGCAUUUUCUUCAUCACGUGCAUGAGCGUGGACCGGUACCACGCCAUUGUCCAUCCCAUUCACUCCCAGAGGAGAACUGCAAAACAAGCUUAUUUUGUAGCACUGGUUGUGUGGGGCCUGGCCUGUUUGUCCUCCCUCCCAACUUUUUAUUUCAGAGACACUUACUAUGUAGAAAGCUUGGAGGUCAAUGCUUGCAUCAUGGCCUUUCCUUAUGAGGACUAUGCAAAGUGGUCGGUGGCCACCGCCUUCCUGAAAAACACCCUGGGCUUCUUCAUCCCCUUGGCAGUGAUCACCACCUGCUACAUCUGGAUCAGGAGGCACCUGCUCAAAGCACAGCAGUUUGGGAAAAGCAGGCAGAAGAGGGACAAAGUCCUAAAGCUGGUGGCUGCUGUUGUGAUGGCCUUCCUGAUUUCCUGGCUGCCGUUCCACGUUUUGACGUUUUUGAACGCUUUGGCUCACAUGGACAUCAUCCACAGCUGUGAGGUGAUGGGGGUCAUCGACACAGCGCUGCCAUUUGGCAUCUGCAUGGCCUUUGCCAACAGCUGCAUCAACCCUCUGCUCUACUGCUUCAUUGGGAACCAGUUCCAGGAGAAGCUGCACCGCCUGUUCAAGAGAAGAGUUUAUCAGCUCAACAGCCACCGGGAGAGCUCCUCCGCCAGGAAGGGCAGCGGCUUCAGAGAUGCUGAAACCCCCGUGGGCAAAGAAGGGGAGCCUCAGUCUUUCCUGUAG
Catharus ustulatus (Swainson's thrush) is the source of this 1119-nucleotide messenger RNA. It is a transcript of the gene AGTR2, whose product is annotated as angiotensin II receptor type 2. Gene Ontology annotation, biological process: immune response; G protein-coupled receptor signaling pathway; inflammatory response. Bases 1 to 1119 code for a protein of 372 amino acids. The transcript has a single exon. Gene Ontology annotation, cellular component: membrane. NCBI's taxonomy places the organism in Eukaryota, Metazoa, Chordata, Aves, Passeriformes, Turdidae. Gene Ontology annotation, molecular function: angiotensin type II receptor activity. The record is from RefSeq and is a predicted model, not a curated record.